GAGCGGGGUUCCUCCGUAACGCAUCCAUAGCCUAAUGCUGGAAAUUUGGAGGUGGGAGAGGCCAAAAAUAAAACCGAGUGCCUCCCCAGGACUCCGCAGACAGUUAAACAAACCACAACAUCAUCCUGCGCCUUUGUUGUCAGACAGUAACUGGUGACUGUUUAUUUAACGAGCAAGCUGACCUAGGCAGUUUUAUAGAAAAGAUAUAAAAAUUGAUUGCCAUGAUUAGUAUUACGUUUUGACGUACCCGAACCAUCCCGAAAGUGGGAUCAGUAGCAAGUUGAGGCGAAUAAGGCAGUCGCUAUCAAAGUGGGAAUUCGGCAGAACGAGGGGAGUACACAUGUCAUCUGCAGCAGAGACUGUGGAAAAUGCCUCCAUCAUUUCAGAGAGCGUGGCCCACGAUGGAAACCGUUUGUGGAUAGGAAACAUAGAUCCCAAAAUCACAGAGUACCACCUAGUGAAGUUGUUAGAGAAAUUUGGCACAGUGAAACAGUUUGACUUCCUGUUCCAUAAGUCUGGGCCUUUAGAGGGACAGCCACGGGGCUACUGCUUUGUCAACUUCAGCACCAGAGAGGAGGCAGAGAGGGCAAUCCAGUGUUUAAAUGGGAAGCUAGCUUUGUCCAAGAAGCUGGUUGUGCGCUGGGCGCAUGCACAGGUAAGGAGGUUUGAAGGUUUGCGUAAUGACAAGACAAUACCUCAGAGCCUGGAACCAUCAUGCAGCGGUGCAACAGAUGAAGGAUCUGUAACCACCAAUCAUCUCAGUACGAGUGCUAAAAUCCGUGCCAUUGAGGCCAAGCUCCAGAUGAUGGAGGAGAAUCCAGAUGAUGAGUACUCAGGCCCGUCGGCCUAUGUUUACAACAAACCACCAGAGAGGAAACGCUGGGAACCCUACUCUAAAUCACACCACAAUAACCAGAGCAGGCCCUUCCGCAAGUUUAGGAGAUGACCUCCUGCUCAUUCUGGAGAUCCCCAUGUCAGCCCCCCCAACAGACUUUACAGUAGAUACUGUACAGACUUGGCACAUCCUAUUUGGGAAUAAAAGAUUUUUGAAGUUGUUCAAAAUAUGUUCAGAACCAGGAUCCCCCACCCCCCACCACCACUACUACCACCUUUUUUGGGGGUGGGGGUAAUCACAGCAAUCGGGGUCAACUACUUAAUGUGUUUUUUUUUUUUAAUUAUCUUGGUUUAAUCAUACAACUAUGAGUCAUGUGAUGCAUAGUAAAGACAGAAAGACAUAUUAUUAAGGCAUCUCAGCACUGAUGUUAUUUAAAUGAGAUUAUUUUUUUUAGAGCCUUCAGUGAAGAGGAAGAUAUACAGAGAUUUGUAAACAGGUAUAGAGCUGAAGCCACUCAGUAUUGUUGUGUAAAGUGCUGUGCUCUUUUCCUAAUAAUCCACCCCACCCCCCUGAUCCAAUUUUUAUGACUGCAGUCAAACUCUUUUAAUUGACAUUUGUUUCAUGUAUAGAGUUUUGGGAUUUCCCUUGCCACAGUAUUUUUUCCCAAAUUAAAGACAGUUAAAUAGCCUAUCAAAUCUGCAAUGUGAUAGCAUUAAUGGUCUUGAAAAUCCAAAUACAGUAGAUCCACUGUUAUCCACUGGAUCAAACUAUUUAGAAAUCCUGAAAAAUAUGGAAUAAUCUGGUCAUGACACCAUCCAUUAUGUUUUAAGACUAAGUUCGUUUUUUCCCCAGACAUUUGGAAUGUUAAGCAUUAUUUUUGUGCAGUCCCCAAGAGGUUGCUGUAAAUUAUUUUAAUAUCUUGUAGGCCUUUAUUAUGUAUCCAUCUGUGUCUUAUUAUUUUGAUGUGAUCUGACUUGUGCUUUCCUGCACCCCCAACUCUCUUCCAAGUAAAAAACAAAAGGUCUGAAUUUGCCAAGCAAAUGUCCUUUAAUUUGGAGAGUUUACCAAGACUAUUUAACUCCUAUAUUAGGCUAGAUAGGCUGCAGCAGGGAUGGCGAUCGGCAGACUAAUUGAACAAGAGCCUCGUUUCGUGCGCACUGGACAAAUAAAUCCUACCUCUUACAUUACUCUUUUCAAAUCUCUUUACUGUUGUCAAACCAAUCACCCGACUGCAGAAUCGCUCUUACAUCCAUUUCAUCAAUUGAACGAUUUCUAUUCAGUGUUUUUCUCUGUUUUCAAUAGAAUAUCUGUCCGGUGAAAUGCAGUCAUUGCGCCUCCAGAAUAGGCUAACUGAGUUUUUUUUAAUUAUUAUUAUUGUUUAGGUCUAGUUUAUUUUGAUAGGAUCAUUUCUGAAUUAGAUUCACAGAUACAGAUAAUUGAUUCGCCUGAUUGACACAUCCAUCUGAGUCGGUGUGUGGGCUUAGCCUAUACAUGUCCUGUAAUUGCAGGCUUCUAGUUUUUGGGAGCAUUUUGGUUCAUCUGCAUCAUCUGCUCUGUUGUUUUCAUAAAUUUUAAUGAGCUGUUACUCUCUUUAUUCUUAAUUAUUUUGUUUGUUUGACAGGCUUAUAUGGUUUCAAACAGUUGUCAAAAUAAAAGAACGGCUUAAAACA
Monopterus albus (swamp eel) is the source of this 2505-nucleotide messenger RNA. RefSeq names its product RNA binding motif protein 18 (gene rbm18). The transcript is spliced from 6 exons. The coding region runs from base 341 to 946 and encodes 201 amino acids. Gene Ontology annotation, molecular function: RNA binding. The record is from RefSeq and is a predicted model, not a curated record. Lineage: Eukaryota; Metazoa; Chordata; Actinopteri; Synbranchiformes; Synbranchidae.